CCCCUUUAAACCUCGAAGAAUCACACUUCACACGAAAAACCUCAGAGUGAACACAAUGGCAGCAAUGAAGCUCCUUCUCUCUCAAGCUCGCCGCCAAUCUCUCACCAGACCCUUCUCCUCCCCAUUCCCACAAAUCCACAAACUCUUCUCAUCUUCUCCAUCCUCAGAUCCGAAUCCAAACCCUCCGCCGCCGAAUGAAUCCCCCAAAAAGCUCGAGCCGGUGUCGUACGCCGCCAAACCCUCGGAAGAUCUUUCUCGCUUGACGCGAGAAGAGAUGCGAUACACGAAAGACUCUCCUUCGCUCGCUCCCGUCUCCUACGCGCAGCGCGUGGCUCCUCUCCCGGAGGAUCGCGUCGUGAGCGAGGAAGAUCGGGAGAGGACGCCGGAGGAGGUGGAGACGGAGAGGAAGAGGAUCGAAUCGGAGAAUCGAGCUAGGAGAAGGUUCUUGAGAGCUACAGCUGUGGAGGAGGAUACCUCUUCGCUCCCUUUGCCGACGCUGCUUAAGCCGGAGCUGAAGCAUGGGAAGAAACCUAUUUUCGAUCUCAUGGAGGCCAUUAGAGAGAUAAAGGGCAAUGCUAAGGCCAAGUUUGAUGAAACUCUUGAGGCUCAUGUGAGAUUAGGCAUCGAAAAAGGCCGAUCUGAGCUUAUUGUUCGUGGUACUUUGGCUCUACCACACUCUGUUAAAAAGGAUGUGAGAGUGGCUUUCUUUGCCGAAGGUGCUGAUGCAGAGGAUGCAAAGGCUGCAGGAGCUGAUGUUGUCGGUGGUCUUGAGCUUAUUGAGGAAAUCCUGAAAAGUGGCAAGAUCGACUUUGAUAGAUGUCUUGCAACUCCGAAAAUGAUGCCCCGUGUUUACAAGAUAUCAAGGAUUCUUAACAAUCAUGGUCUGAUGCCUAACCCCAAACAAGGGAGUGUGACCAAGGAUGUGAUGAAAGCAGUGAAAGACGCAAAAGCAGGACAUACCAAAUUCAGAAUGGAUAAAACUUCCAUUCUUCAUGUGCCACUUGGAAAGAUGAGCUUUCCUGAGGAUGCUUUGAGGGAGAACGUUGGUGCAUUCAUGAACGCCCUUUUGCUGGCUAAGCCUGCCGGAUUGAAAAAGACUUCAAAAUAUGCUGGUUAUGUGAAUGCAUUCCACUUGUGUAGCACGAUGGGAAAGGGUUAUCCGGUAUCGAUACAAUCGUUAUCUAGAGCAGCAGAUCACUACACCAAACUGCAGCUCAAGUGAUUGAGCAUAAGAUAAAAGCUUUGUUGUUGCAGGCGUUUUUGUUUUUUUUUGUUUUUUCGGGGGGAAGUUUUAUUACUUGUUUCCUAAUGCCGAAUCUUUGAAAACAGUGUUAUGAUUUUGUUGUUUACUAGGGGGUUAGUUUUUCCAUAGCUCAAUGGAUUGGAUCGGUUGAUACAAUCAAGUCAAAAUUCAUGUCUUAAUAAUGAUAUAUGACAAUGUUUAAAUUGCUACUCA
This is a messenger RNA of Brassica oleracea var. oleracea, 1456 nucleotides long. RefSeq names its product 50S ribosomal protein L1. Gene Ontology annotation, cellular component: large ribosomal subunit. The transcript has 10 exons. Lineage: Eukaryota; Viridiplantae; Streptophyta; Magnoliopsida; Brassicales; Brassicaceae. Gene Ontology annotation, molecular function: RNA binding; structural constituent of ribosome. The coding region runs from base 56 to 1222 and encodes 388 amino acids. Gene Ontology annotation, biological process: translation. The record is from RefSeq and is a predicted model, not a curated record.